Molecule: messenger RNA, 3195 nt
Organism: Danaus chrysippus (African queen)
Lineage: Eukaryota; Metazoa; Arthropoda; Insecta; Lepidoptera; Nymphalidae
Source: the annotation of a GenBank genome assembly
AUGGCUUGUAAAACAACUUUCGAACUCCAUCACAAUUUUCCAAAAUUAGCUGAAGAGUCUGGAUUCACAUUCAAUACACACAAGCCACGUGUACAUAUUGAAUGGAGAAAAAUAAAAUUGAUUGACAUAGAAAACGUAAUAAGGGAUAGAAAGUUUGUUGUUAUUGAACAACACAUUAAUGAUAUUUUAGACUGCGCUUUGGAGUCAGAAUUUGAUGUUCGCAUACUUGACGAAGGUGUUUUAAAAAUGUUUCGUUUGGCUCAAUUAGCAGUCGAAUAUCAACAGUUCUGCCGGCAUUAUCUUGAUCGAAGUGUAUUCGUACUUCGAGAACAAGUCACAAACUUAUUAAAGGAACUUGAGUUAAAUAAAAAACUUUUAAGAGACAAAGACGAUGAAAAUAAAAGAUUGAAGAGAAAAUCAAAACAUAGUGUACGCACUCCCCUUCCUUAUGGAAAUGAAAAUAUUGCGACCAUGAUAUUGAAGACAUUGAAUCAAAAUAAAGGCGAUAUUUUUAAUUCUUCUGCCCAACUAGAUGCAAUGCAGUAUAAUAAAUGUAAUUAUUGUGAAAAAGUUUUUAUGAAUCAACUCUAUUUAAAAAGUCACAUCUCUAGGCGACAUGAACAAGUUUUAGAAAUACCUCAAAAAGAUAUAACAGAUAAUAACCAAAGUACAGAUAAUAUGAAUGAAAAAUUAAACAAUGAAAUUACCGAUUUAAAAGUAAAAUUAAAACAAAUGGAAGAUUUAAUGGAGAAUAUGAGAAAAUUCAACAAUACAACGAAAGAUGAAGCCUCCUCCUCUACUUUAGCUGAGAAAAGUAGAAAUGAAAAUGAUGAGAAAAUAACAAACACCCAAAUUAAACAGAUGAGAGAUGCAGAAGUGAUUGCCAACGAAGAAGGCUAUAUACUAGAUAAAAUAGAAGAAUGGAAAAAAGAAGAGCAUGACAAAUACAAUGAAGAAAUCAAACUUUUACGUCAGCAGAUUAUUGACAUUAUAAGCAAGAAAGAUAAACAAGACCAUAUCGCUGUAAAGAAUGAAUUAAAAUUAAUGGAGGAUCUUCAAAACACAAUCAAGCAACAAGGAGAUGAAAUAGUAUCACUUAAAGAUAAACUUCUAAGCGAACAAAACAAUGAAGUUGAAAAAAGAAAGGAAAUUGAGACUCAAAUGGCGUAUUGGGUUAAGAGAGCUGAAAUGCAAUCAAAUGAAUACAAAUCAUUAUUGCAAAAAUUGAAUGAAGUGGCUCAUGAAGCCAGGGAAUAUAAAGUCAAAGCAGAAACGGAAAAAGAAAAAGCAGAAAACUUGCAAAGGUUGUUAUUACAGCAACAAUACGAUACGUCUCCAAAUCGCAAUCAACGUUCACAAAAUAAAGGUGCACCUGAUGAGAAAAAUACAGAAGACAAAAUAGAGAAAGAUGAACCUGACAAGGGUAUGAACAAAAAAAUAACAAACCCCAAUAAAAGUCCAACUGCUGACAUACUGACCUUAAAAAAACUUCAACAAAAAGCACAGGAACUUUUAAACAUGGAUCAAUCCACUACUAGUGAUAAUUCAAUCACAAGCGAUCAUAAGUCAAAAACUAAGCAGAACAGCAAAGAAAAUAAAAUUAGCAACAAGAAAAGACGUAAGCGUAAAGACACUAUUAUAAUCAACUCUAAGGGAAACUUUAAAACUCACGAAAAUGAUGAUAACUUACAGAAAAAAGAUAUAGUUGAAAAAAAAGUUAAAACUAAGUCUAAAACCAUCGAUCAGGGAUCUAAAAAAAUAAACGGUUUUGCCCAUACUCCUGCAAGCCCUAUAAAAGUGGUCAGAGCAAAAAUAACAGAGGAAGUCAAUAAUCGUUUAAUUUCAUUAGGAGUUGAUCCACUUAAAAAUCGAAUUCCACAGAACGUUUUCAAGAAACAACGCAAGAACUUGCUUGAACAACAGCAAGCUAAAACUAAGAAAAUUCCAUCGCGAGAAAGAAUAAUGCAUUCUAUAAUAACUCAUUUGGAUGAAAAUGCAACAAAUACAAGUUAUGAUCAGAGAUUUCAAGAAAUUUCUCCUAACAAAUCGAAGACUUUUAGCCUUUCCUCCGUUUUAUCAAACGUGAAGACAAAGGCUUUAUCUUUGGUUAAACAAAAUGAGGCAAAUAACAAGUUUAACAAAACUCAAGAUGAUUUAGUCAAAACUGCAACAGCUUUGCUAAAGACACCUCCAGAGUCCAUUAAUUCAAGCCCGGUAAUACAGCGACGGGCCAACUUUAACUUGUCAAAUAAAACUGUAGGUGAAAUGAAAGAAAAUCAAAGAAGCAGUUCUCGACAAAAAUCUAAAUUAUUGCCUUUAAAUAAAAACUCGAGACAUGAAAAUGAGCAUGAAGAAAGCAGUACCGAAAGUACCGAGGAUAGUGAAUAUAGCGAUCAACAUGAAUUAAACCUAGACAACACGUCAAAAAUAAUAAAUAAUCUUAUUAAAUCACCAGUACGUAAACCAACUGACAAUGUAACUACCAGCCUUGAUGCAAAUCACAAAAAUGUUACGUCUCCUAAAACUCAAGGGAUUAAUAAUCAACAACCAUCUAUUAUGGACACUUCCAAAAUUAGCAGUGACGAUAUAGAUUCGAUAUCUUCUCCUAAAAAGAACUCAUCUUUAGAUAACAUUGCUAAUACAAAACACACGAAGGGAGUUUUAAAAAGUGCAUCAUCUAUUUCAUCACUCAACAAGAAGAAGGUAUUGUUUGACAUGGACGCGAUACAGAUGAAACUAAUGAGUGCGUCACCAUCACAGAGUAUAACUGAUAAAAGUGAUAAAAACGAUCAAUACGAAUUAGGGGUAGAAAAUCUGGAUACAGAGGAAUGGGAUAUUUCAAGCAUCGAAAACGAACCCGCAAACACGACCGCAAAGAUUCAAAUCUCAACACGUACGAGUCCGAAGAUAGCAGAGUUGAAACAGACUAUUGAAUCUCAAUUAACGAAAAGGAACCCAAAACUAUCUACAACUAUCGUCGGCGGAGUUGAUGUUCUAGCUACUCCCAUACAGAAAGCCAGUUUCGGGGGCAGCAACACUAGUCUAGGGAGUUCAAUUCUAGACGAUGACAGUCUUCCUCUCCCAACACGUAACGCUUUCUUGAAACCGAAGAAAGUGACAGAAAAAGAUGACAGUGAAAUAGAAAUUUCUGAUUUAAUUGAAACCAGUAUGAGUAACAAGAAAUAUAAUAAGUAA